Molecule: messenger RNA, 1533 nt
Organism: Sinocyclocheilus anshuiensis
Lineage: Eukaryota; Metazoa; Chordata; Actinopteri; Cypriniformes; Cyprinidae
Product: ERC protein 2
Exons: 14
Coding region: 1-1533 (510 amino acids)
Biological process (GO): regulation of synaptic plasticity; neuromuscular synaptic transmission; maintenance of presynaptic active zone structure
Cellular component (GO): cytoskeleton of presynaptic active zone
Molecular function (GO): structural constituent of presynaptic active zone
Source: RefSeq, a predicted model, not a curated record
AUGACGAGUCGACAUCCCUGUUUCUAUCGAGUUCCUCCACAGGAGUUACACAGGAGAAACCAGCUAACAGAUGCCACCCAGACUAAAGUCCUUAACACCGUCAUCAGUGUGAAGAGAACAUCACCAGCUUUGUGUUAUGAGCCUGAUUUCAUAUGGAAGGACACCAAAAUUGCAUCACUGGAGCGGAAUAUUCGAGGCCUGGAGGACGAGAUCCAAACGGUAAAGACAAAUGGCCUUUUGCACACAGAUGGCCGGGAUGAAGACUUCAAACAGAUGGAAGUCUAUAAGAACCACUCAAAGUUCAUGAAGAACAAGAUUGAUCUGCUGAAACAGGAAGUAGUAAAGAAACAGUCUGAGUCGAUGGCACUGCAAACUAAGCUUGACACACUGAGCAAUCAAAACUCGGACUGCAAACAGCACAUAGAAGUCCUGAAGGAAUCUCUCAUAGCCAAAGAACACAGAGCUAAUAUCCUUCAGGCAGAGGUGGACGCUCUACGUCUAUGUCUGGAUGAGAGAGAGUCAUUCCUAAACAAGAAGAUCAAACAGACCCAGGAUCUCAUAGAAGAGAAGGGAACACUAAACAGUGAGAUGUGUGACCUGAAGGAUAUGCUGGAGGUCAAGGAGAAGAAGAUCAACAUUCUGCAGAAAAAGGCUGAGAACCUGCAGGAGCAGUUAAAAGACAAAAACAAACAGUUGGACAGUUUGGGGGACAGAAUGACGUCUCUGCAAGCCAACUCCAGCAACACGGACACAGCUCUCGUUACACUGGAAGAGGCUCUCUCUGAGAAGACAGAAGAGGCAGAAAUGUAUAAGAAUGAAAAUAAGGAACUGAAAAGCCAACUUGCCUCCCUACAAGAGCGUCUCUCAGAGAAAGAGGUAUGUGACUCUGAACAUGUUGCUCGCUGGAACCCUGAGCUGUCAGAGCGAUUGCAGGUUCUCCAAACAGAAACGGCCCGUCAUAAGGAGGAACUGGAGAAGUCUAAUGCUGAAGUCCAGAGAUUGCUGGCUGUUUUGCGGGAGCUGCAGUCUGAACGUCUGGAGCAGGACAAGAUAAUCAUUGAGCUGGAGAGACAAGUGAAAGAACAGAACCAAAAGCAGUCUGUGAAUCCAGGACAAGCUGGAGAAAUGAGUGCUAAUACUUCAAGACAGUUGGAAGAUUUGAUGGCAGUGCUAGACAAAACCAGAAAAGAGUUAGACGCCUCAAGACAACACUUGUCGUCUACGCAGAAUACUCUGUCUGAACGUGACAAUGAGCUGAGUAGGAUACGAGCUGAUCACAGUAAACAACUAACAGAGAUCCUGCAGUUAAAAAACAUGUCGACCCCUGAGGACGUGAUGACCUUGAGAAGAGAGAAGGAGAGGUUUAUGAAUCACCAAAAACAGCAGGCACACAGUAGGAUGAAGCACGUGGCAGAACAUUAUGAAGAUGGACACAUUCAUCCACAGUAUUCUCAUCAUUCGCAUCAUGGACAGCAGCGUGUACUGAUCUCCCCCCCACCAGAGCAGGAUGAUGAGGACGGCAUAUGGGCAUGA